This is a messenger RNA of Bombus pascuorum, 6257 nucleotides long. Its product is annotated as phospholipid phosphatase 1-like. Lineage: Eukaryota; Metazoa; Arthropoda; Insecta; Hymenoptera; Apidae. Gene Ontology annotation, molecular function: phosphatidate phosphatase activity. The transcript has 6 exons. The coding region runs from base 1185 to 2114 and encodes 309 amino acids. The record is from RefSeq and is a predicted model, not a curated record. Gene Ontology annotation, biological process: phospholipid dephosphorylation; phospholipid metabolic process; signal transduction.
GAAGACGAGGUACGCCAGUUGUGUUUCGACGCUGCUUCGAGUUGAACCAGUUACUGUUCCAUAUUUUCUGUAAAAUGUGUCGUUAGUUUUGAUACGAAGACACUUAUUUUUUUAGAUAAAUUUCUUAUCGGAUUAUCGUUAUUUUUCGAUACAUAUAAAAUAGCGAGUUGUUUAACGUUCAAUUUAAUUCUUCUCAAAGUAAAGAGUGCUAUUGGAUGUAGUUUUUAAUAUUUUAAAGUUUCUUAUGAUUCCAGUGCUUACUUUCAAUGUUAAAAUAUAGUCAAUGAUUGUAAAAUAAGACGUUGAAAAGUGUCUGUAGUCUUUACAGAUUAUCGUCGAAGCUUGGUUGUCUCAAAAUUGAAAAAUGACGAAACAAUCUGUUUUUUCUUCUUCUUCGAUUUAUGAUGACAGACUUUUACCUCAUAAUUUAUGGAACCGUAAUUUAAAUAAAAUAUGUUAAUAUUAAAAGUGUUUAGUGCUAAUACUUAAUUUAAAUAUUAACUGAGAUAAACUAUUACCUUCAAUAAUUAUUAUUAGACCCGAAACUAAUCUAAAUACUUUUUUUCUAAAUUGAAAAUAUAUUUUUUCGACUAUCAUCCAAAAAUAUUAUAUUUCUAUUAUUUAUAUCUAUGUUUCAUAUAAAGGUAUUUUUUUUAAAUAAUUGUUUGAGGUGAUUAUUUUGGUUAUAAGAGAUAACAGACAAUAGAGAGGAUAAUAAUUGAAGGAAAUUAAUGAAGUAAAAUACAUAAAAGAUAUGUUGUGAGUUUUAUGAAUAAUUGUCAAUAAUUUACAAAGCAUUCGAAUGUUAUAUUUAAUCGACAGUUUUUCUGUUUUAUCGACUUCAAUAUUUCUUCAUAAAACAUUUGUCACGUGUUUAUUAUAAGCAAUGUACGCAUACAUUGAUAACGCUAUUGAUAACAUUUUUAUCGUAAAAUUUAUCUAUUUCUUCUUCAACUGAUAGAAUUAUUAUUGAGUAUCUAGUCGAUACACAAAGUAUAAAGAUCAGGAUCUAUAUGGAUGUUCGAAUAUUUUCGUGUCUCACUAAAGGUGUUUCGUAGAAGUAGAAUGUCAUCUUAAUAAUAAAGAGAUCAACGGAACAGUUGACUCAUUGUAGUACGGCGACGUUGGAGGAAAUCCUGGAUAAUUCGGACGGAGUAACGACACGAACUGUCUCCGAGAAGAUCAUGAGUAUCUGUAAAAAUACUAUACGUUGGGUGCUCUUUCUGGAUAUAUUACUUGCUUCAUCAGUCAUUGUAUUUCUAGCAGUAUUGGAAUUUGGGACAGUUCCGCAACAACAUAUCGGCUUUUACUGUAAUGAUCCAAAGAUUUCAUUCAAGUUCGUGGGAGAUACGAUUUCUAUUUCAUUUUUGAUUCUUGGAUGUUUGUUAAUACCGAUCGUCGUGAUGUGGCUAUCUGAAUUCGUAUGCUACUCUGCAGAUAGCUAUGAUGCAGAAUUAGGAUGCGCUGGUUCAAGAGCAAAACAAAUAUGGUUGUGGUAUGGUCACUAUUCGAUCGGAAUAAUUGCCUUAACGUUUAUAUGUGAUGUUAUGAAAACUCUGGUGGGCGAACCAAGACCACACUUUUUGGAUACGUGUAAACCACGAGAGGCAGAGAAUUGCACCAAUGGAUAUGUGGAAAAAUAUACGUGUACAAAUACAGAACUUUCAGAAUGGUUUGUCUCGGAUUCUAGCAAAUCAUUUCCAUCUGGCCAUUCUGCCCUCUCUAUGUUUACAACUACUUUUAUUGUGUGGUACUUACAACGCCGUUUGCCAGAUCGGACGUUUUUCCUAAAACCGUGGUUACAAUGUAUAAUAUUCUUGUGGACUGUGAUAUGCUCAUUAACAAGGAUCGCUGACAAUAGACAUCAUUGGUGGGAUGUACUUGCAGGCAUCAUUUUGGGUUUCGCUUUUAGCAUGUUAACUGUUAUGGUGCCAUGCCGUAAGUUUCAUUUAAAUCAAAACGUCUCACAAAUAUAUAGUGAGCCUGUAGAAAGUGAACAAAUUAAUUUCAACAAGAGAAAACAAAACACCAAGAAACUUCUACAUGAAACAAUAAUUGAUCCUUCAGAAAGUCGUGAAUUAAAGAACAUUAAAUCAUCAACCUGGAGAGAAUAAAACUUAACACAUCAAAAUAUUUGAUAAGAGAAGAUUUAAAGAGGAAUUAUAAAUAUUUUGUUGCAUAAAUGUUCAAAAUUUCUAAUAGAAUUUUACGUCUUAUACGAAGUGUUUGAUAUGACAUGCCUAUUAUAUUUAAAAAAUUUAGUUCUUCAUGUGAUUGAUAAUAUAUUCAUAAAAUAUUCAAGAAGAAAGGGUUAUAUUUUGUAGUUUAUAUCGACAAAUACGUUGUUAUAAGUAUUUAACCAAUGUAUAUAAUUACUAUAAUUUGGUAGUGAUAUUAUAUUUACGAUCUGCGUUUAUCAAAAUAAUUUUUAAAAAGCUAGACCGUAACGUCAAAUGUCCAGUAAUUGAAUUGUAUUAAUCGAACAUAUCUACAUUUUACAUGUGUGAUUUUAGUUAAUUAUUCAUCAUGUUUAUAUUUAUAAUAUUAGGCGGUAGAAAAUGAUAAUGAAUUCUGUUUACUUGUUUAGAGACGGAAAAUAUCUUAUUUGAAAGUGGGAAACUUCUUUUCCAUUGUUUGACGAUAUUAUUAGUUAAUAACUAUGUCAAAUAGAAUAGCAGAGCUGAAAAAAUGAUUAACGGAACGGAUAACGGGUAAGGGAAGGGCAAGGGAACUACAUAAGUACAUACUUACAUAGUGCUUUCUAUCGCUCACACACACGCAAUCCUAUAUGGUCUUAUUUGUAUUUGGGAUAUUUUCGGUCAAUACGCUUGCUUAUCUUUAUAAUUAUGUCGGGUCUAUCAGAAAUAAUCAAUCAGACCCACAUUCUUUUAUCUAGCCAUCUUUCGGCUCUGUAUUGUACACCUCACUGAUUUCGAUGGUCUUGAAAUAUGCUGUCAUGGUUAACGUCCUAAUUGUAAGUACAUAUAUGUAUAACUGUUUCUUAUACCGUAUAUAACCGUUGGUCAACUUUUGUAGUUUCCGAGUUAUGUGUAAAGAAUCUCAGCUAAAUUUAAGUUAAGAUUAUAUUACAUUCUGGCGUAAGCACUAUAUUUUUUAUAUAAGCCAAUCUACACUUAAUUCAUUAAUGAUAAUAAUUUUGAAUAUAAAUAAAAAAAUUUAAAGGUUGAAUUAAAUUGAUAUCCAAUCACCACUAAUAAUAAGAUGAAAUAACAUCUGAUGAAUUGUAUGUGAAAUGCUACAUUGUAUUCUAAUCUUUAGUUAGUUAAAAAUGUAAUAAUUAUAGUCGUUAUUAUUGAAAAAUUGUUUACAAAAUACAACAUUUGUAAAUUAAUUUAUUGCGCAACAUACUAUCAAAUAUAUUGUUAUAUAUUUUGAGAAAUAAAGCCGAUCGAUGGUUAUAUGUAUAGGAAAAUGCUACUAAGAAACAACAUAUUUGAAGGUCAUCGAAAUUGACGAGAUAUACUCUAUUUUACAUAAUUACCUGUUACAAAAAAUGUUCCCUUAUUUUAAAACAACAGUGUUGAAAACAAACAAAAACUUCUUUUAUUAGCUUUCUCUACACUUCAAAUUAAUGUAAGAAAAAUAAGGAGAAUUAUUUUUUUAAUAUUUUUUUAACAUGAGAGAGAUCAAUAAUUCAUUCCUAAUUACACAUUUUAAAUUUAUAUAAUAUUUGUAUUAUUUCUAAUCUUAUUUAGAUGUGAUACACAUAUUUCAGAGUAUAAAUUGAACAAAUACAGAGUGCUGUGAAAAUAAUAAUGGGAUCAAGAAAGUAUAAAAUAGUAUAGAAUAAAAAUCUUACUAGUUUAUAGUCAAAGUUUUAGCCUUGAAAACAGAAACUGUGGAAGUAUUUGAAUAAAUAAUUUUCCUAAUUAUUAAUAUAUAAUAUGAAUAUUAGUACAUAUUAGUACAUGAAUAAAAAUUAUUAUACUUUUUGUUUAUAGAUCACAAUUUUGUAUAAAUAUAAUCUUUUCAAUUAUAUUAAUUAUUUUCAAUUUCUACAGAAGUUGAAAAGAUAAAAAUUGAUUUGGAUUAAGUUUUAUUCUAACUAAUAAUUUUGGCUAUCAUAUGUCAUUUAUUAAACUUUAAUAGAAUAUUAUUUUUCUCACACGAUACUUUCUUAAUUUCUUGAUAUGCCGAAUAAGAUUUUUGGGAAUCAUUUUUUUUCUUGCUCAUGGGUACAGUAAACAUAUUCAAAUAAUAAGUUCCAAUAAUAACAUUCCAAGUUCUGUAUUUAUAUUUUUCUCUUGAUUAAGAUUAUUGAAAUAUGCACAUUGAAUUAAUAUUAUAUUAGUAACAAUCAUACUAGUAGUAGUCAUAGUGAUUUGCAAUAUGUCUUUACGAGAAUCAGAAAAAUCAUGAUGCUCUGCUGGUUGAAAUUUGUAAUAUAUUAAAUUAAAAAGUACGAAUAUAUGUAAUUUUAUAUUAAUGUACAUGUAAUUGCGUAUACAUUGAAAAUGAUUUCUUAAAUUUAGACAGAAUGUAUGUUUCAUGAUGUAUAAUGCUCAAAAGUUCUGGUCAAAUCUAUCUUUUAUAAUAUUUAAAAAGGCAGAAAAAAUUCUCGUGGUGGUAAAACAUAUUGUGCUAGGUAUAAAAUAAAUUCCAUUAAUGUUUAUGCUUAAUAUAUGUCUUGCAUUGAAUGAUUCAAUUUUCAUGAAACUUGAAUGCUUAUAGUAAUCUAUCUGUGUAUAUGAUUUAAAAACAAAGUCACUUUUAUUGGGUAAAACAAAACCUGACGAUAUUAACAAAAGUAACAUCUAGUAUAACAAUACAGUCGACAAUAACAUGUAUUAGGUUAUACGCAUGGUAGCGACAAAAUUGUCGCUUUGGUAACGUUAUAAAUUGAAUUUUUGAUUGAUGCGAUACAAAAAAAAAAAUGACGUCAUGUAGUCGUGCUGUCAAAUGCGCACACGUCCAUAUAAACAAAUGCGUCUUUCCAUAAGCAACAAAUUGUCGGUAGUGCACGGGAGCUCUUAAACAAAAUUAUGAUUGAACAGAAUUUAUUUAGCGAUAAUGAAGAUGGAAGAAAAGUUUUAUAUCUAUUUCUGGUUUAUGUUGGCUUUGAUGUCGAAACAAUGUCCAGUCAGCUGUUUCUUCUCUAAAGUCUCUUACCUAAAGCGAGAGAAUCAUCCUGUAUAUAAUGAAUAUAUGCACUCAAAAUAAUCUAAAUGAAAAAUUAUUUUUUUUCAUUAGUUUAUUAAAGCAGUAUUGACAUUUCGUUUUAAAUUAUUUAUCAUAUAAUAGUAGUAUUUUAAAUAUUUUACUUUACAUAGUAUGUACAAGUAGACACCAGUAGAAAUAGAAUUGACAUUAACAUAGAAAUUAUAAAAAAUACAUAUGUAUUUCUUUCCUGAAGAUAUAAAUAAUCUUACUCAGUACAUCCUAGUAGAUAGAUACAAAAAUUAUAUUUUUAACUUGCUUCAAUUAAUAUACUUAUGUUUUUGUUAAAGGAAAGCAGUUUGCAAUUUUUUGCAAUUUCAUGUCUUUUUUCAUAAAAUGGCUUUAAUUCGUAACGAAAUUGACAAUGCAAAAUAGACUCGGACAGAUAGUACAAUAACAUGCCUUAGGCUUAGAUAUCCUAAAAUUUAAUAUACAAAAUUCCAUAAACGCAGUUUCAUUGCUAUUCAAAAUCUUGUAACAAAAGUUUGAAUUAAUUGACUGUUCUUUUUUUCUUAUAUUUGUUACGUUAGCAUUUGACUACUACAUCAGAUCCAAUCGUUUUUGAUCAGUCUGUUUGAUUCUAACUGAAGAAUUUGUUUCAAAAAUAUUUAACGUUUAAUUUCGGCUUCUUUAGUCUUCACUAAUAGCUGCAAUGCCAUAAGGUGCAUAAUUUUGUCCAAAUUUUUUGUCCAAAAUUGACCUUUCCUUUUUUCUUUUCAUUGUAUUGGAAAAACUAGAAUUCAAUUUUUUAUUAUUAUCGGAAUCUCAUUCACCAAACAUAGAUUUGACGUUUUAAUUCUGUUACAGAGACGAACAUGCUACAAUGUAGCAUAAUGGGAAGGAAUGGGACGAUAAUAUUUUGGUUCAUUACACAUUUUAUUGAAAUAAUUAAUAAAAAAUAUCUGCUUAUAGAAAAUUUUGUAACUUUCUUUGUAGCAUUCUUAUUUUUGUAACUAAUUGAAACGAACUAGUUCGAGAACAGUAACUUUAACAAACAAUCACAAAUCGGAAAUGAAUGCAAAGUAAUUAAUGAUCCAGAGAAAGAGAUAGAUAGAUAGAGAUAGAGAGAGAAAGAGAGA